GUUGAAUGAGCAAAACCCUUGAGCGGCGAAACGUCUAUCAUUUUUCUAUAAUCAAAGCAAACUCCAUCGGAAUCCUCUCCUCUAUUACCAAAACCCUCUACAGAAUCACCAAGAUUUAUCACGUAAAGUUCAUCUUGAAGACUCAAAUCCGAUGAGGAGAAUGACGAUGACUACCUGCACAAAAACCCUAAGUUUAUUAAGAUAUUACCUGAAGAAGAAAACCACAAUGGCGAACCUCCCUCCAGAUAUUGUCACGGUUAUACUGUCCAAGUUACCAGUCAAAUCCAUCUCUCGCUUCAGGUGUGUGUGCGAACUUGGUAUGAAUUGUUCAAAGACCCUAAGUUCAUUAAGAUGCAGUUUCAACAUGCUAUUCAAAACUACAGAUUUAAUGUUCUACUUGCAUCGUCUAACGCCCAUGGCUUUCACUAUUAUUCCAUAGAUUUUGAUAAAACUAAUCACCCAAUUGACAUAUUUAGAUUUACUAGCAAAUGUCAAUUGCAUAUGGUUUCAUGUGAUGGUUUGAUUGGCUCAUAUGAUUUUGGGAUUAAUAUGAUCUGCUUGUCGAAUCCAUCAACUCUAGAAUACAAGUACAUAUCGACAUUAAAUAGUAACGAACCCUUUAAUAGGAAUUCCUUAUUGAGAUAUGGGGUUUUGUACGAUUGGAAAAUUGAUGAUUACAAGUUGUUAAAGUUAGUGGCUGACACAGAAUUUAGUGUUACUUCUGAAGUUUGGGUUUGUAGAUUAGGUUCAAAUUCAUGGGAUAGCAUUGGAAACAUACCUUACAAUGUACGGGAUAUUAAUUUUUCUGAGAAGCCUUUAAAUGGAAUUAUUCAUUGGAUAGGAAAUACUAAAGUUAUAGUUUCGUUCGAUAUAGUUGAAGAGAGAUUCGAAGAGAGAAUUAAAGAGAUCCAAAUACCUUGUUGCUAUCUAGAGGACGGAUUGUACUCGUGUAAAGAUAUGAGAGUGGGUCUCUUGGGAGAAGACCUUUACCUAUCAGUGCAUGCUAGACAUGAGAGAAACAUCGACCUGUGGGUGAUGACAGAUUAUGGAGAUAUAGAUUCUUGGACCAAAAUUUUCAGCCUUUCUAAAGAUGAUGUAAAUUUUGAUAGAUUAUUGCCCCUGCAUUAUCUCUACAAGAAUCGCGAGAUUCUAUUACAAGGUGUAUCUUCAAAAGGCAAGCAGGAUGCCUUAGUCUCAUAUAACCCAAAUAGCGGAAGACUUAUGACUCUUGAUAUCCCCUGCAUACCAAAACGUUUUUAUGCGACUACUUUUGUGUGAAGUCUAGUUUCACUUAAUUCAGGUGAAUUCCUAAAGGCUACAAAAGUAUCUAAGGUGGAUUUUGCCAUUGAUAAGUUCUUAUUGCUAACAGUUGAUCUAGUGGAAAUUGUGGAAUCUGGGUAUUUGAAGUUAACAAGGUUGGACCGAUACGACCUUUUUUUUCUAGUUUAUCUGGCAGUCAAUCUAUUGGCAUAUGGAUAUUAUCUUUAUAAUCUUUUUGCUCGAAGAUUACGGUGACUUUUCUUAUUUCACUACGAUGAAACUGGAAAUGGUGGUAGCAGCAUAUGUGGUCAUCCAUGCAAGAAACAAGAAAGAUGUUAGUGGUUUAUCCUUAGCAGCCAUUGAAAUACAAAUUUCUCUGUUACUUCUUUUAUUUCUAGUCUUUCUGCAAUAUAAUGGAAGUUUUUCAUAAGUAAUCUGGGUGCAGUUACAGUUUGCAAACUAUCGUCAGCUUAGUUUCUCGUUGUCCAAAGUUUGAAGGUUUUCGUUCAGAUGAUGGCCAGGAGGAAAAAGGUUAACAGUCAUUGAAAUACAAAUUUCUCCAUUACUUCUUAUAUCUCCCGUCUUUCUGCUAUAUGAUGGAAGUAUUUCAUAACUAAUUUUGGGUGCAGUUGUAGUUUCCAAACUGUAGUCAGCGUAGUUUCUUGUUGUCCAAAGUUGGAAGGUUUUCGUUCAGAUGAUGGCCAGGAGGAGAAAGAUUAGCAGGUUCAUCACGAUCUUUCAAAGAAUUCUCUUUAUGAAACUUGAAGUAGUGUAUUCUUCUUAAACUUAACUGCCUAAUUUGCAGGGUUGAAUUGCCUCGCAUCUUUAGUUAUGACUAUGUGUAAAAGCCAAAGUCAUAACAGAUGGUAUACAAUCCCUGGCAUCUUUAAAUUCACAGACUGUAGAAACCAGUAUAUGAAUGUUUUGGAUGGUUUUGAUGCAUAUUCCAAAUGUGUGUGAAAUCAAAGUUAGUGCAGAACGUACUUAGAUCUUGUGAAUGUCAGGA
Messenger RNA from Papaver somniferum (opium poppy), 2266 nucleotides. RefSeq names its product F-box/kelch-repeat protein At3g06240-like. The record is from RefSeq and is a predicted model, not a curated record. Bases 352 to 1278 code for a protein of 308 amino acids. NCBI's taxonomy places the organism in Eukaryota, Viridiplantae, Streptophyta, Magnoliopsida, Ranunculales, Papaveraceae. The transcript is spliced from 2 exons.